Molecule: messenger RNA, 1188 nt
Organism: Saccharomycopsis crataegensis
Lineage: Eukaryota; Fungi; Ascomycota; Saccharomycetes; Ascoideales; Saccharomycopsidaceae
Product: mitochondrial 37S ribosomal protein uS3m VAR1
Exons: 1
Coding region: 1-1188 (395 amino acids)
Biological process (GO): translation
Molecular function (GO): structural constituent of ribosome
Source: RefSeq, a predicted model, not a curated record
AUGAGCACAGCAGGAGCGGCUAAGCAGGCCAUUCUUUUGGGCAAUUUGCUCAAGCAAAAGUCUGUUCCAAAAGAAUUGGGAGUCCAAUAUAAACAAUACAUAUUGAAAAAUAUGUUGUUGAACAUGAACAAAUUGAAAGCACAACAAUCACAAGCCAACAAGUUCAUUCCUGAGAUCAGACGUCAGCACUUUAACAAGGCCACCAACUUGCAAUCGCCAAACGAUUUGGCAAUGUUCAAUCACCAAGUAUUCAAGUUCAACAAGCAUGAUGAAAUCAACAGCGUAAUUUUGGAUCGUCAAGUUGCCAAAUUGAUCAAACAAUUUUUAAACGUCAGUGUCACCAUGAAGGGCGAUAAGACCGCGGCUAACAACUCCAAGGCCUCAGCCGGUGUGGAUAAAAAAUCUAUAUGCCCAAUUUAUAUCAGUGAGCCAGUUUUCAAGCACAGUACUACUGAAGUGGAAGUAUCGUUCUACUAUUACAACAACUUCCCUGACAGCUCGGGGCGUACUCCAAACGUCUACUACAAUGAAGACGCCAAGUAUUAUGUUCCAAUCGUCAAUAAACUUUUCAAUACCCUUUGUGGUACUACUGAUAAAGGUGGAUUAGCCAACACUUUUGAAGAAUAUUAUGGGAAGAAGGUUAGAAUUGUUCCAAAGAAAUUGAUCUACCCACAAAACAAUAAUGUCAUCUUUGCUAAGUAUUUAUCUAACCAAGCUCAAAAGAAUGCUAGCUAUUUGAAGAAUAUUCCAAGAACACUCAGCAGAUGUAUGCCAAAUAUCGCCGAUGAAACUGCCGCCAUCGAUUACAAUUUGAAAUUGAUUGGCUCGGCCGAGGACAAGAUCGCCAAGGUGGUAUCCCAAUCAAAGAACUCUUUAUCUGGAUCAUUGGAUCUCAGUAAGAUUUAUGGUUCUGAUUAUAAAAAUAUCUCCAAGAGAUUGGUCAUGUUCAAGUACCUUAUUGGUGCCCAAGUUAUUGCCAAGGGUAGAUCUCCAGCUAAGGCCGCCAUUUCCAGAGCUCAGAAAUCAAAGUCUUUCAGAGGUACUUUCAGAAACAAGGUUUACAACAGUAAUGUGUUGAGUAAUCAAUAUAAAUUGAACCACUUAAAGAGUAACAUCACCGUUCACAACAGUCCUUUCGUGACUAAGUUCGGGAAAUUCAAUGUCGGUGUCAAGUCAAACUAUCUUUAA